Messenger RNA from Lottia gigantea (owl limpet), 2064 nucleotides. RefSeq lists its product as hypothetical. Bases 1 to 2064 code for a protein of 687 amino acids. The record is from RefSeq and is a predicted model, not a curated record. Gene Ontology annotation, biological process: regulation of transcription by RNA polymerase II. The transcript has 6 exons. Gene Ontology annotation, molecular function: DNA binding. Gene Ontology annotation, cellular component: nucleus. Lineage: Eukaryota; Metazoa; Mollusca; Gastropoda; Lottiidae.
AUGGUUGAUUGCGGGAACCCGAGGUGUGCUCAGGAAAGAAGAUCAUUCCGAAAAGAACUAAUUUCCUGGGGAAAAAAGGUUCCAGUCUUAAUAGCAUAUGAAGCCAUAGCAGGUCAUUUCGGUGGAAAUAAAGUUUCAGAGACAAUUAACAACUGUUAUAAUGGUAAGAUUUUCUUUGAUUAUUCAAUUAUUUCUUGCCCAUACUCUUAUAAUAUUCACAAGUUUCAUGAUAAAACAAAAGCUUUGGAGAGAGAAACACCAGAAGAUUUUGCUCCAGAAAAAGAUUGUAUUUAUUGUGAAUCAAAGUUAGCUUCUAUAGUUGAUAUAGUAACCAAACUAACAGAUGAUGCUAAAAAGGGUAGAAUUGAUCCAGAUAAUGCUAAUCUUCGUUACCUACAAGACUUGCUGCCAUUCUGUACCCAGUAUUAUACACAGCAUGCUAAGAAAGAGAGCACUGAGGAGGAUAUAGAGGAUAGCUCGAAUAAUAAUAAUAAAUCACAAAUACAACUCAAGGUUCCACAACUCCCUAUUCCACCAGGGAAAUCAAAGAAAGAAUUAUUGACCAAUGGUAAGAGAGCUUAUUCAGAUGAUGAUUUAGUUUCUGCUGUUGGAGAUAUUCGUAGUGGUAAAUUGGGUACAAGACGAGCCUCUACACUGUACGGUAUCCCUAGAUCCACUCUCAGAAAUAAGAUAUUUAAAAUGGAAAUUGAUGAUCAAAAUGCUGAAGAUUCUAGUUCGAUUGAAGAGCUGGAGAAAAAUAUGAAAUUAACAGAUUUAAUGCAGGCAGGAAGUUUUGCCUUUUUACCGCCAUUACCUUUUGUUCUCCCUUUUCAAAAAGAAGAUAUUUCACCUGAGGAAAUGCAGAGAAGAAUUGAAAUUGUUCGUCAGAAACAUAAUAUUGAUGGUACAUUUGAUGUCGCCACAAAACCUGCACACGUUAACGAACUCAAACUACCAUUAUUGUCAGAUUUGAUUCAUAAAUUGGUGGAACAACGAUUUGAAAUGGAGUGCCAAAAAAGUGCCUCGAAAAAGAAUAAAGAUGGCGAUAACGCAACAAGUUUUGCCCUGGGCAAUCCUUUCACCUCACCCUUAACUGCAGCCUAUUUGUCAUCAUUGGUUAGCGCUGAUGAAAAAGAUAUCCGAAUUCCGUCCUACAAAGGUGCCAGUCCUACACAUAAUAACAAUAAUAAUAAUAAUCAUUUAUCAGAGAAGAGUAAACUAUAUGGUAAAGUUUACGAAGAAGGAAGAAUUGGAGAAACGUUAAAAGAUAUCAUUAUGAAGACCAUCACAGAAAAAAUGAGAUUUCGUGAUGGUUCAGACAGUAGUUCUGAAGCUGAUGUCUCUAGUCCUUUACGAUCACAUUUCAGUAAUAAAAUUUCUUCUCAGAUGACCAUACCUAGCUCAAAAUAUUCCAAUAACCACAGUCCUGCUAAACGAAGCAGAAAAGAUAAGAAGGAGGAGGUAACUCCACCUAAUGCUAAUGCCUUGAAGAAGACCAGACCAAAGCGAGGCCAAUACAGGAAGUACAACAGUGCUCUACUGAUGGAGGCUGUGAAAGCUGUUCAACGUGGAGAAAUGAGUGUUCACAGAGCUGGCAGUUAUUAUGGUGUGCCUCAUUCUACUCUUGAGUACAAAGUCAAAGAGAGGCAUUUAUUACGUCAGAAGAAACUGAGGGAACAGCAGCCAGCUAAAGAAUCAAAAAUUAAUUCCACAACAUCAAAUACAGAAGAAGGACCGAGCCCUUCAAAGACACCCAAGAAAUCUGAAUCGAGUAAAGCAUCAUUAAAUUUUAGUCCAGGUAAAGAUGCUUCCUCUACGGGGUUACCAUGGUAUCAACCUUAUAUUAACACAAAUCCUGAUAUUAAGCCUGAACUCAAUUUCUUUCCAUCAGGGUUUGCAUUAAGCACGCCAGCAUCAGAACUGCUACGUAAAUUACAACACAAAGUUCAGAAUAAAAGUCCCAAUUCAUCAGAUACAUCAUUUGAAUUCCCGACCACUACUAAUGGCACAAACAGUAACGGUAAUACAACCAGUAAUGAUAGCUUCAUGCCAGUAUAUAAUUAG